UGCAGGCUCAACGCUCUGUAUCAUCUUCUUCCUCUCGCAGCUCUGACUUUGACUGACGAGAGAGAGAGAGAGAUGGAGUUCGCAGCGCUGAAGGAAGCAAUAGAGAAGCUCGAGGUUGUUGACGGUCACGCGCACAACCUCGUCUCUCUCGACUCAUCUUUCCCAUUCGUCGGAGCUUUCUCGGAAGCCUCUGGAGACGCUUUAUCCUUCGUGCCUCACUCGAUCUCCUUCAAGAGGAACUUGAGGGAGAUCGCAGAACUUUAUGGCACCGAGGCAUCUUUGGAAGCAGUCGAGGAAUAUCGUAGACGAUCAGGACUGGAUUCUAUUGCUUCAAUGUGUUUCAAGGAAGCUGGAUUUUCUGCUUUGCUCAUCGAUGAUGGAUUGAAGCUGGACAAGAAGAAUCACAUAGACUGGCACAGAAGCUUUGUUCCGUUUGUUGGUCGAGUGUUACGAAUUGAAUCACUUGCCGAGGAAAUCCUCGACGAGGGGAAUCUUGAUGGGUCUGAUUGGAAUUUGGAUUCUUUCACUGAAACCUUCGUGAAAAGAUUGAAGUCGUUUGUUCCCGAGAUUGUUGCUUUAAAAACUAUUGCUGCCUAUCGUGGCGGCCUGGAUAUAAACACACAUGUGAGUAGAGAAGUUGCUGAAGAAGGUCUUAAAGAAGUGUUGCAAGCUGGGAAGCCUGUCCGUAUUUCAAACAAAGGCUUGAUCGAUUACAUUCUUGUUCAUGUUUUGGAGAUCGCUCAACAUUAUGAUCUGCCAUUGCAAAUUCACACAGGUUUUGGUGACAGGGAUUUGGAUCUAAGGUUUGCCAAUCCACUUUACCUCCGAACCCUUCUUGAGGAUGAGAGAUUUUCAAAGUGCUGUAUUGUUCUUCUGCAUGCAUCUUACCCAUUCUCAAGGGAAGCAUCAUAUCUUUCGUCAGUUUAUCCUCAGGUCUACCUUGACUUCGGAUUAGCUGUUCCCAAGCUUAGUGUCCAUGGCAUGAUAUCCUCAGUUAAACAGCUCCUCGAACUAGCCCCGAUAAAGAAGGUGAUGUUCAGCACUGAUGGGUAUGCAUUUCCUGAGACCUACUAUCUCGGUGCAAAGAAAGCACGAGAAGUCAUCUUCUCUGUUUUGCAUGAUGCCUGUUCCAGUGGUGAUCUCUCCGUGGCAGAAGCUAUUGAUGCAGCAAAAGAUAUUCUUUCUCAAAAUGCAAUCGGGUUUUACAAGUUAGAUUUGAGUGCUAAUUCUUCCAACCAACCAUACAGCAUAUCUCUGAAAUCACAGCUGACUGAGACAGAUGCUCAAGAAGACAACAAUUCGUUUGUACGGAUUUUAUGGGUUGAUUCAUCUGGACAACAUAGAUGCCGUGUUGUUCAAGAAAAGCGCUUUAACAAGAGUGUCAAGAAGAACGGUGUUGGUUUGACGUUUGCAUCAAUGGGUAUGCCCUCAUUUACAGAUGGACCAGCAGAAGAGUCUAAAUUGACGGGUGUGGGCGAGAUUAGAUUGGUUCCAGAUCUAUCAACCAAACAGGCGGUUCCAUGGACGGAGAAAGAGGAGAUGGUUUUAGCUGACAUGCACCUGAGACCUGGAGAAGCAUGGGAAUACUGUCCAAGAGAGACCAUGAGAAGGCUCGUGAAACUUCUCAAAGAUGAAUUUGACUUGGUAAUGAACGCCGGAUUUGAGAAUGAGUUCUAUCUCCUCAAAAUGGCUACAAGGGAAGGAAAGGAAGAGUGGGUUCCAUUUGACUCUGGGCCGUACUGCUCCACAUCCUCAUAUGAUGCUGCUUCCCCAUUGUUCCAUGACAUUGUACCUGCACUUGAUUCCUUGAAUAUCAUAGUUGAACAAUUUCAUGCAGAAUCUGGGAAAGGGCAGCUUGAGAUAGCUCUUGGGCACACUGUUGCAACCGAUGCUGCUGACAAUUUGGUUUACACCCGCGAAGUUAUCAGAUCCGUUGCAAGGAAAUAUGGGAUGCUGGCUACCUUUGUUCCCAAGUAUGAUAUGUGUGACAUUGGCUCUGGAUCACAUGUGCAUCUGAGUUUGUGGAAGAAUGGUGAAAAUGUCUUCAUGGCAUCCGAUAAAUCAUCCUCCCAUGGAAUGUCUUCUAUCGGGGCGGAAUUCAUGGCCGGGGUUCUGUUUCAUCUCCCUUCCAUUUUGGCAAUCAUCGCUCCCCUUCCUAACAGCUAUGAUCGGAUUCAACCAAACACAUGGAGCGGAGCAUUCCAAUGCUGGGGCAUGGAAAACCGAGAGGCGCCGAUAAGAACAGCAUGUCCGCCCGGAGAACCCGAGGGUUCGGUUACCAAUUUCGAGAUCAAAUCUUUCGAUGGCUGCGCAAAUCCGCAUCUCGGGUUGGCUGCAAUUAUAGCUGCUGGCAUUGAUGGCCUCAGAAGACACCUUCCUCUCCCUGAGCCAAUAGAUACAAACCCAUCUGAAGUGGCUGCAACACUAAAAAGGCUUCCUCAAUCACUGUCUGAAUCUCUUGAAGCUCUGCAGAAAGACAAUGUCCUCCAUGAUCUGCUCGGACAAAAGCUUUUAGUCGCCAUUGAAGGAGUGCGCAAGGCUGAGAUCGAUUAUUACUCCAAGAACCCAGAUGCAUACAAGCAACUCAUUCACCGUUACUGAUCUCCUUUUGUUUUUGUCUCUUCGUGGGAUGAUUCUUAGAAGGAAAACGACUUCUUUGGAUUCUAUUUGGGCUUUGUGGGCUAUUAGAUCUUUUGGGUUUAGGCCCAUCAUAGUUGAUUCAAAGGCUCUCUCUUUCUUUUUUGAAUUCUUCGUUGUUUUCUCGGGGGUGAAUAAAUGAAACAAUAAAUUAUGGUA
This is a messenger RNA of Tarenaya hassleriana, 2796 nucleotides long. RefSeq names its product protein fluG. Gene Ontology annotation, molecular function: hydrolase activity; glutamine synthetase activity. The transcript is spliced from 18 exons. The record is from RefSeq and is a predicted model, not a curated record. NCBI's taxonomy places the organism in Eukaryota, Viridiplantae, Streptophyta, Magnoliopsida, Brassicales, Cleomaceae. Bases 73 to 2601 code for a protein of 842 amino acids.